This is a messenger RNA of Fundulus heteroclitus (mummichog), 9004 nucleotides long. It is a transcript of the gene atp2b3b, whose product is annotated as ATPase plasma membrane Ca2+ transporting 3b. The record is from RefSeq and is a predicted model, not a curated record. NCBI's taxonomy places the organism in Eukaryota, Metazoa, Chordata, Actinopteri, Cyprinodontiformes, Fundulidae. Gene Ontology annotation, molecular function: ATP binding; P-type calcium transporter activity; PDZ domain binding. Gene Ontology annotation, biological process: calcium ion transmembrane transport; regulation of cytosolic calcium ion concentration. The transcript has 27 exons. Gene Ontology annotation, cellular component: intracellular membrane-bounded organelle; membrane. Bases 956 to 4975 code for a protein of 1339 amino acids.
CUCUCUCUCUCUCUCUCUCUCUCUCUCUCUCUCUCUCUCUCUCUCUCUCUCUCUCCCUCUGUCAUUGUCGGCGUCUCUCUCCCUCUCUCUCUUGAAACCGCCGCAGAACUCCGCCGACCGUCCACCAGGUGACUGACUGCGCGGAGCGGAAUAUUCAUCAGCACCACCGCCGCCACCGUCGUCGUCUUUCAUCCCUCCGCUCCUUUGGACUCCAGGGGACGGGAGCUGCCGCAUCCCUGCAUCCUCCUCCCCUCAGCCCGCACCCUCUCCCCCCUGCUGUAUCCUCUCAUCCGGUUCGGGACAUUCUCCGCUUCACGCACACGCAGAUUAGCGGGGAUUCUGCUUCCCCGCCCGAACACUGAUGCUGAUGUCCUUGAGCUCGGCCUGCACGGUCCUGGUGGUGCAGCAGUAGCUACCUCUAAACUGGAUCUGCUUCCUGUCUGUGAUUUAUCUGCCGCCUUUGCCCUCUCUCCCUCCGUCCGUCGUCCCCUUCGUUCCCGUCCGCGCGUCCGUCAGCAUGUCUGUCCGCCUGUCCACGGACCAGCCGUGACCCUGGAGGGAGGGGGACAGAGACGAGGAAAGAGUGGAGUCACCGGGGAGACGAGGGAGAAGAAAGCUGGAUUCAUUCAGACGUCACGUCUCUGAAGUGCUCCUGCUCGCUGUCCUUCAUCCUCCUCACCCUCCCCCCCACCUCCCUCUGUUAUGGAGAUUUAAAGGAGCAGUGGGAGGUUAGGUCAAGAGAGAUAGGAGGGAAGAAAAACAAAUACAACCAACACCCCUUCAUUGCCCCUCACAAAGAAUUAAAAGAAGAGCGGAAGGUUAAUUCAGUCACUCGGUUUAAAUAAAAAAAUUAAAAUUAAGAGCACAUGAACAACCCCUCACCUGCCAAACGAAUGAGGAGCUGAGCGGUCUACGGAGGGAACGGACAAAAACACAUCAAGGUUACCCGACUGACAUGUCAACAACAGCAACUAUGGGAGAAAUGGCAAACAGUGCUGUGGAGUUCUACCCCAAAGGGACUCGAGGCAGGGGCGGAGGAGGAGGAAGGGCAGAUGGCAGCCUCACAGGGGGAGACUUUGGGGUCACGGUGAAGGAGCUGAGGGAGCUGAUGGAGCUGCGAGGCGCUGACGCCCUACAGAAGAUCCAGGAGAGCUACGGAGACACAGAGGGCCUCUGCCAGAGACUACAGUCCAGCACCUCUGAUGGUCUCAGUGGCGACCCGGCAGACAUAGAACGUCGAUGUCAAACCUACGGCCGGAACUUCAUUCCUCCGAAGAAGCCCAAGACGUUCCUUGAACUGGUGUGGGAGGCGCUACAGGAUGUUACCCUCAUCAUCUUGGAGGCCGCUGCCAUCAUUUCACUCGGCCUCUCAUUCUACCAGCCGCCUGGGAAGGAAAGCGAACUGUGCGGGGAAGUGAGUGUCGGAGCAGAGGAUGAAGGGGAGGCUGACGCCGGCUGGAUCGAGGGCGCCGCCAUCUUGCUUUCUGUUGUGUGUGUCGUCCUGGUGACGGCGUUUAAUGACUGGUCCAAAGAAAAACAGUUUCGGGGUCUGCAGAGUCGGAUCGAGCAGGAGCAGAGGUUUGCGGUGGUCCGAAAAGGAAACGUCAUCCAGAUCCCUGUGGCUGACAUGGUGGUGGGGGACAUGGCUCAGGUCAAAUACGGUGACCUGCUUCCCGCUGAUGGUGUCCUGGUCCAAGCCAACGACUUGAAGAUAGACGAGAGCUCCCUGACGGGAGAGUCUGACCACGUACGCAAAUCUGUGGACAAGGACCCCAUGCUGCUCUCAGGUACCCAUGUGAUGGAGGGCUCAGGCAGGAUGCUAGUGACAGCUGUAGGUGUCAACUCCCAGACGGGCAUCAUCUUCACCCUGCUCGGUGCAGGAGACAUGGAGGAGGAAGCAAAAGAAAAGAAAGACGACAGUACUCAGUUGCUCAUCUCUGCAGAUGCCACUAACAGCACAGUCACCAAUGGAAAACAAGCUGAUGGAGCUGUGGAGAACAAUCAGAAUAAAGCCAAGAAGCAGGAUGGGGGUGUUGCUAUGGAAAUGCAACCCUUAAAGAGUGCAGAGGGGGGAGAAGUGGAGGACAGAGAGAAGAAGAAGACCAGUGUUCCAAAGAAAGAGAAGAGCGUGUUGCAGGGGAAACUCACCAAGCUGGCUGUUCAAAUUGGCAAAGCAGGUUUGGUGAUGUCAGCCAUCACUGUCAUCAUUCUGGUGCUGUACUUUGUCAUAAACACAUUUGUCGUCAAAGAUCGUACAUGGUACCCAGAAUGCACUCCAAUAUACGUCCAGUAUUUUGUCAAGUUUUUCAUCAUUGGAGUCACUGUGCUGGUGGUAGCUGUCCCAGAAGGCCUACCGCUUGCUGUCACUAUUUCUCUGGCCUAUUCUGUGAAGAAAAUGAUGAAGGACAACAACCUUGUACGGCAUCUGGAUGCUUGUGAGACCAUGGGCAACGCCACGGCCAUCUGCUCCGACAAGACCGGCACGCUCACCACCAACCGGAUGACUGUCGUGCAGAGUUUCUUAGGUGAUGUGCACCAUCGUGUGGUCCCAGACCCUGGGCAGGUCAACGCUCGGACGCUGGAUCUGUUAGUCAAUGCCAUCGCCAUCAACAGCGCCUACACCUCCAAGAUCUUACCCCCGGAUGUGGAGGGGGGUCUAGCUAAGCAGGUGGGCAACAAAACAGAGUGUGGCCUGCUGGGAUUUGUCUUAGACCUUCAGCGGGACUACGUCCCUGUAAGAGAGCAGAUCCCUGAGGAGAAACUAUACAAGGUGUACACGUUCAACUCAGUGCGUAAAUCUAUGAGUACGGUGAUCAAGCUGCCUGACGGUACCUUCCGCCUCUACAGCAAAGGAGCCUCAGAGAUCCUGCUGAAGAAGUGCUCCUACAUCCUGGAUUCCAACGGAGAGUCUCGCACCUUUCGCCCACGCGACAGAGAUGAGAUGGUCAAACAGGUCAUUGAACCAAUGGCUUGUGAGGGGUUGAGGACCAUCUGCAUUGCCUACCGUGAUCUGCAACCAAGUCCUGAGCCAGAAUGGGACAACGAGGCAGAAAUAGUGACUGAGCUGACCUGCAUCACUGUGGUUGGAAUAGAGGACCCUGUACGACCUGAGGUGCCGGAAGCCAUCCGGAAGUGUCAGCGUGCCGGCAUCACAGUGCGCAUGGUAACUGGUGACAACAUUAACACAGCGAGGGCCAUUGCUGCAAAGUGUGGCAUCAUACACCCUGGAGAUGAUUUCAUCUGUCUGGACGGGAAAGAGUUUAAUCGGCGAAUCAGGAAUGAGAAGGGCGAAAUUGAACAGGAGCGUAUAGAUAAAAUUUGGCCCAAACUGCGCGUGCUGGCUCGAUCUUCUCCCACGGACAAGCACACACUGGUUAAAGGCAUCAUUGACAGCACUGUUCUGGAACAGAGGCAGGUUGUCGCAGUAACGGGAGACGGGACUAAUGACGGACCAGCUUUGAAGAAGGCUGAUGUGGGCUUUGCCAUGGGUAUCGCGGGGACAGACGUGGCUAAAGAGGCGUCCGACAUCAUCUUGACUGAUGACAACUUCAGCAGCAUUGUCAAGGCAGUGAUGUGGGGACGAAAUGUCUACGAUAGCAUCUCCAAGUUCCUGCAGUUCCAGCUCACGGUCAAUGUAGUGGCUGUCAUCGUGGCCUUCACCGGGGCCUGCAUCACUCAGGAUUCUCCUCUGAAGGCGGUGCAGAUGCUUUGGGUGAAUUUGAUCAUGGACACAUUUGCCUCCCUUGCUUUGGCCACCGAGCCCCCGACUGAAGCCCUGUUGCUACGAAAACCCUACGGUCGAAACAACCCGCUCAUCUCUCUCACUAUGAUGAAGAAUAUCCUGGGCCACGGAGUGUACCAGCUGGUCAUCAUCUUCACUCUGCUCUUCAUAGGCGAGCGCAUGUUCAACAUCGACAGUGGUCGCAAUGCACCGCUCCACUCCCCUCCCUCUGAGCACUACACAAUCAUCUUCAACACCUUCGUCCUCAUGCAGCUUUUCAACGAGAUCAACGCUCGGAAGAUCCAUGGAGAGAGAAAUGUCUUUGACGGCAUCUUCGCCAAUCCCAUCUUCUGCUCCAUUGUCUUGGGGACCUUCGCAGUGCAGAUUGUGAUCGUGCAGUGGGGAGGGAAGCCCUUCAGCUGUGCCCCUCUCAACGUCGAGCAGUGGCUCUGGUGUCUAUUUGUGGGAGUUGGAGAGCUUCUCUGGGGGCAGGUGAUUGCCACGGUACCAACAGAGCGGCUGCCAUGUCUGAAAGAGGCGGGACUUGGCCUGGAGCCUGGGGAGGAGGAAGGGGAGGAACUGGCUGAGGAUGAGGAGGAGAUUGACUGCGCAGAGCGGGAGCUGCGUCGCGGACAGAUUCUCUGGUUCAGAGGCCUCAACCGUAUCCAGACUCAGAUGGAGGUAGUGAGCACAUUCAAGCGAAGCGGUUCGUUUCAGGGAGCAGUGAGACGGCGCUCCUCCGUGCUCAGUCAGCUCCACGACAUGCGAGUGGUGAAAGCAUUCCGUAGCUCGCUGUACGAGGGCCGGGAGAAGCCAGAAUCCCGUAACUCCAUCCACAACUUCAUGGCCCACCCAGAGUUCCUCAUCAACGACCUCAUCCAUAACAUCCCGCUGAUCGACGACACCGACGUGGAUGACGAAUCCGAGCUCAGCAGAUACCAGCACCUGCACCCCGCCCUCCGCAAGCCGCCACCUCCUCCAGUCCAGCCCCCGCCCCGCGCCAGGCCAACCCGGCCCUAUCGCCAGUACAGCCUUCCAGUGACCCCGUGCAACCGAAACAACAACAACAACAGCAGCAGCAGCAGCAGCAGCUCACCAGUCACCUACAGCAACAAAAACAGCACCAACAAAAUGUCCCCUGACAACCAGAGCCUCCAUCACAAACAUCACCACAACCAUCACGGCAGGCACAGGCCCGUGAAACCUCCGGCCCCCCACCCGGCACAUCUCUUCUGCGUGGAGACUUCCUUAUAACUGGGUCUGGGAGAAAUCUUGAGGAAGAGGGGGAAGAGUUUAGCACGAGAGAGGGCUGAGAACACACAGUGACAUUUUCAUCCAGUCUCCCUCAAGACAAGCUGACAGGAAAGAGGACAGAGGGGUAGGUGAGGGAGGGGAGAACUGCUGGAGACUUCUGCUUGCUCCUCUCUGAGAACAACUUUUUCUCCCUCUUCCCUGCUCCAGCUCGCUCAGUUGGUUUUCCACCUCCACUCCUCUCAACCCCGCCAAGCCCCGCCCAACCUUAUCACACUCACUGCGUCAUCCUCAACAAAGGUUGGGAUGGGGAGGGAAGGUGGUUGGGUUGGGGGGGGUGGGGGUGGAUGGGGUUGGGACACCCAGAAACCCCAUAAAUGCUUCUACACACCUGGCCAUGGGACUUUGGGGGCUGACUCACUUUGAUUCUAACAGUGUUCAUUCGUAGUGUCGUUGCCACCUACUUACCCGCCCCCCCCCCCCCCCCCCCCCCCCGCACCUCUCUGGCUUACAGCCGCUCUAAGGCCACCGCUCUGCUUGCAAUAUAUGUGAUGCGCUCUGUUAAAGCUUUACCUAGACCUCAGUCACUUCCAUCUCUGCUGCGUUUCUUUGGCCUCAUGCUGGUGUUCGUUCGUUUUCCUUACUUUACAGAUUUCAUUCGCCCUUCCGUUUCUCAGUCUGUGUGUGUGCGUGUACUGUCUUGUCUCUUCUAACGAAAAGAAACAAAAAACCUGACAAGAACAGAGAUCGCAACGCAAAGCGCUAUUUAUUUCACUCUACUAGUAAACUGAAUGGCUGCAGAAGUAAAAGGCGGGGGUAUCACACGCAGCACAUGAACAUUUCAAUGGUUGGGAAGCAGGACAGGAUUAUCCCCACCAACGCUGAACUCUUCCUGCUCAUCAUCACCAUUCCUUGAGUCCAGUAGCUGAACGCCACUCCAAGUCCACAUGACCUGCUCUCCAUCAUGAUCACAGUCUGUGGGAUAUAUCUAUGUAUACAUCCAGCUCAUUAGUCACAUAGAAUCUCCUCCCAGGUCCCUGCUCACAUCUAAGUAUUUAUCUUACGUUCCAUGAUCUUCUCUCUUGGUGUUCCUCCUUUGAUCACUUUAUGUUCUCCCCCUUCUGCCCAUUUUUGUCGACGGUCGUAUGUGAGAGGACUUUUUUUCUUUUAGAAAAAAAGCUGAUCGCUAGUGAAGCAUUAACCCUUUAAGACGCCAUUCAACAUGCACGAUGCACAGGCGAUGUCCCUUUAAGACUCACUUGUACUUACUUCGCUCCCUUGGCUCUGAUGCGUUGUUGGAUUUGAUCUGUUGGAUGUUUAACCCCGUUGUUUUCCACAGGAGGGAAGUUAAAGCGCUCCCUCUGCUACCGAGGCACGUCAGGCCCUAACCCAAAGUCAGUGUCCACUUUUAUCUUAAGGCCCAAAGCUCGCUCAGUUCUAUCAGGUACCACCAUUGAGAGCUCAUGUGUCACAUUCUUCUGCAGUCCCUCAUCUUCAAAACGUCACGUUCGUUACAGCAAACUCAUAAAAAGAAAAAAAAAAAAGCUUUCCUGCCGAAAGUUGGACUAAAGGAUUUGUGAUGUAAACUGUAAAUACCCACAAACACCAGGCGCAUAAAGAAAAACUAUAUAUUUUUCUUGACAUUAAUUUUCCUAGGCUUUCUGCUGAAAGAUGGCACCAUGAAUGAAGCAUGAAUGAUUGUUUAUGUGGGAUUUAAAUUCAAAGUAAAAUCAACUACUCUGAUGCGGAUAAUAAAACGACGCUGAAAUGAAAAGCAUCAAAAAAUAUGUUACAUUUAAAAUGUUAGCAUCAUUUUAAAAAGAAACGAAGCCGGUAGUAAAAUAACUGCUUCUGCACACUCACAUCGCAGUCUUCUGAAAAUAAAGACAUUAGGGAGGGAACCAAGGCACCCAGCACUCUGUUCAGUUUCAUAACCCUAACCAGAUUCCACCCUCUAUACUUUAAUCUUUAACCGGAUAAAUUCCAAAGUGUUCCUAGGUUUGCUUUGCCAGGUCAUGCUGAAUAAACUGACCUCCUGCUCAAUGCUCUUAUCCAACUUUCUGCAUUAAAGCAAAUCUUUUCCUGCACGGCUCUUUUCUGUUAACCCAGAGUGAAAGGGCUCAUCUGAACACCAAGCCAAUCAUCAGACAGACGCCUACGCAAGUACCGGUGCAGAGUAUGUGGCACCGUCACCUGUUAACACCCCAACUACGCCUGCCGCACAGCAUUCCAUGCAAGACGUUGAGGUCCCCACACCCACACACACACACACACACACACACACACACACACACACACACACACACACACACACAGCCCUAUAUGGAACACGGUGUGGGUAAACAGCUUAUUUCAUGUUGCCUCGGAGCGGGACUUUGCUGAACAAUGCAAACCCUCUAAGCAUUCCAUAACGUUCCUCCCUUCGCUUCCCGCUUCCAGUGACUCCCCUGAACUGAUCCCUCCUCCAGUGCGAGGCAGACAAUAUGCAACAGACUGCCAUGUCAGCACACUCAGACACAGCCAGUCACACGUCUGUCCUGCCUGUUGUGUUUCAGGAUGUUUGCAGCGCUCUCUGGGAACACCCUUACCUGUAAAGAACUCUUGUCUUCUUCAAUGCUCAUCUUCAUCAUCGUCACCUGACCCGUCGGAGCAGCGGGUGGUGACUCUGUAUUGGUCCGUCUGUUUUGAAGCAUGCAUUUGGUAUCAUUAUUGUCACUCUGUGUUGGUAAAUCAUUUAGGCUACUGUCACUUCUGUGUGCUAUUAUCUCUCCACAUCUGCUUUCUUCCUCUUUACCUCUCGCGCAGAAACACACACACAUAAUUACAUCCCUUUGGAGUUGAAUCUGUUCCAGCGCCUCUGAGCACAGCGACAUCAGUGCUCUACAGGAAACGUGCGCGCGCCGAUUGAUGGGGAGAAUGUGCAGUGGUGUAGAUUUGACUGUGCAGCUCCAGGCCUGUCUGUCCGCCCAUCGAUCCACACGCCCAUCCAGCCACGUUACCACCGGAUGUUGGGGGACAGAGUCACAGAAGGCAAAACACAAUGUGAAAAGGAAUAUAUUUGAUGAAAUUAUAAAGUGUACAACCGCACCACAACUGUACAGAUCGCCCAAAUGUGCACAUGUGCAUCUAUGAUUUACAGGUACUAUGUUCCUGUUACACUUUUUUUAUUUAUCUUUCGUUUUUCUUUCUCUAAUUCCUAUUGCUUUUCGUAAAGAGAGGAACAACAACAUGGAAGCGCUUGUAUAUUAUUAUUAUUAUGAUUAAUAUUAUUAUUAUUAUUACUAUUAUUAAUUUUUCUCCACCGGUGCUCCCACUGAUGGAAAAAGACGGUUGCACAUUCUCCUGAGCAUAUUCUGAGGGCUGUGUUUUCUGUCCGCUGAGCAGCCCUCUGAGGUGUGCAGAGGCACUGAGAAACUUCAAGUCUGUCAAGACCAGAGACACCAACUCUGUAAAUAGAGAACCCGGAGACAAACACGUACCUCAUUAUGACCCGAGGGAUCUGACAAAACGGGGGGACCCUGCAGAGGAAGAGGAGGCGUGGCGCAGAGCUAGAGUCCGCAGAAGUGCUCUGCGUCCUCGCAUUGUUCAGGCUGCUCUCUUAGAUCUGCCACCAGUGUUUACUGCCAUGGUACGCGGGGUCAGAGUUAAGGUUUUACAUUACUCAUUAUACAUAACGCUGUAAAUAUUCUGUGUAGAACGGUCCCCCUUCUUGCACAGCGCAGUGUUGUUCGGCAGACAGAAAAUACAGCCUUAACUGUGCUGAAAUGACAUUUAAAAAGACCAAAAAAAGUAAAAAAACAAAAGCGAAACAAAAAAAAAAAUCUAAAGACUAUUGAAUAUAUUAAAGAGUUACCUGCCUGUUAUUUAAGCGAAUAAAUAUCUAUAUAUGAGAAAGAACACACCUGUAUACUGUAGACUAAAUCUGUAUUGAAAUCUAAGAGAAUUUAAUGGGAAAUAAGUCCAACACCUUUUGUCUGUAUGAAAGAAAAAAAAUCCAUCAAAGUAUUCUACAAUAAUAACUUUGACAAACUC